Molecule: messenger RNA, 3109 nt
Organism: Jaculus jaculus (lesser Egyptian jerboa)
Lineage: Eukaryota; Metazoa; Chordata; Mammalia; Rodentia; Dipodidae
Product: E3 ISG15--protein ligase HERC5
Exons: 23
Coding region: 1-3039 (1012 amino acids)
Biological process (GO): regulation of defense response to virus; ISG15-protein conjugation; protein ubiquitination
Molecular function (GO): ubiquitin protein ligase activity; ISG15 transferase activity
Source: RefSeq, a predicted model, not a curated record
AUGGAGCGCAGGAGGUCGCGCGACAGCGCGCCGCGGCCCGCGGAGUCUCCGGAGAAGCCGCAGCUCUGGCUCUUCCCGUGCGACGCGGGUCUCCAGCGAGCGCUGCUGCGCAAGCCUGAGGAGACGCGCCAGAUGUGCUGCUCGCGGAGGCGCCUGGCCGUGCUGGAGCGCGGCGGCGCGGGCGUCGAGGUUCACCUGCUGCCGGCCGGCGGCGACGGCGCCAGGAAGCCGAAGUAUGUGAAGUUGGGGAAAAAGAUGCAGAUACAUUCCAUGGACCAAGGAGAGGACCAUAUGCUUAUUCUGUCCUCAGAAGGAAAACCUUUUGAGUACAACUACAACAUAGAAAAUGCAAGGUUUCAAAGCAUUUUACAAGAAAAAAGUAUAAUUCAAAUUGCCUGUGGAGAUUAUCAUUCUCUUGCACUCUCAAAAGGUGGUGAACUUUUUGCCUGGGGACAGAACUUAGAUGGCCAGCUUGGAGUUGGAAGCACAUGUCCCUCGACCCCCGUACCACAGACUGUGGAACACCUCGCAGGUGUUCCUUUGGUUCAGAUUUCUGCAGGAGAAGCGCACAGCAUGGCCUUAUCCAUGUCUGGAAAAGUUUACUCAUGGGGAAGAAAUGGUUGUGGACAACUGGGCCUGGGCCACACUGAGAAACAAGAUUCUCCUUCCCUUAUUGAAGCACUAGACAAUCAGAGAAUUGAGUUUCUCAGUUGUGGUGGUUCUCACACUGCCUUGCUUACACAGGAUGGGCUGCUGUUUACUUUUGGUGCUGGAAAAUAUGGACAGCUUGGUCACAAUUCAAAACAGAAUGAGCUAAAACCUUGUUUGGUGACCAAGCUCAUUGGAAAUAGAGUGACUCAGAUAGCAUGUGGAAGGUGGCAUACACUUGCCUAUGUUUCUGAUUUGGGAAAGGUCUUUUCUUUUGGUUUUGGAAAACAAGGACAAUUAGGAAAUUGUGGAAAACAUAAUCAGCUGAUACCACUUCCCAUGAAAUUGUCAUCAAAUGAAGAACUCAUUUUUGAAAGUGAUAGCCCAAGAAAGGAGCUGAUAAUGGUUGCUGGAGGAAAUCAAAGCAUUUUACUCUGGAUACAAAAAGGGAAUUCUUAUGUUAAUCUUAGGAGGAAAAUUCUUAUAUUGAGUGAAAGAACUGUACAAAGAUGGAUUGCUGAUGUUGCAACUAAACAGUGGCAAAAUACAAAAAGGGAAAUCCGAGAGAUAUUUUCAUCCCCGGCAUGUCUCACUGGAAGUUUCUUAAAAGAAAGACUGGCUGGAGAAACCACAUCUGUUCUUUCAGACUUAAGUAAAGCCAGAAACAUCUUUAACGAAUUACACAAAAAGGAGUGGAUUACUAACAUGAUAACCACCUCUCUCAAGGAUAAUCUGCUCCAAAGCCUGCCAUUUCAUUCUCCACACAAAGAAGCACUAGAAGUUUUCUUACUUCUUCCAGAAUGUCCAGUGAUGCAUGACUGUAACAACUGGGAGAGCCUGGUAGUCCCGUUUGCAAAGAUUAUUUCUAAAAUGAGUGACCAGUCUUCAAAAGUUCUAGAGGAGUAUUGGACAACUCUGCAAGAAUCUUCUUUCCGCAACCUCAUUCAGAUGUUUAAAAGUGCCAUUGACUCACAAAUGCACUAUUGGGUGGAAAGUGAUGAGAAUAACUGUCAUCUUAAAGCUCUUCUAGAAAUAUUGAAAAAACUACAUAAGGCAAACCAGAUUAAAUAUCAGCUGCCUGAAGAUAUUUUCAAAAUAGAUAUACUCCCAGUCUGGCUCAAUUUUUAUGGAGAAGCAUACAGACGAUCCUGUUAUAAAGCAGACUUGAACACCUCAGCAGAUGUACAGCACUGUGUCAUAUUCAGUCAUUUUCCAUUUGUUUUUAAUAGUCUGUCAAAGAUUAAACUACUAUAUGCAGACUCGCUUCUAAAAAUACAGGAGAGAAGAAUUAGAGUUUCCAUGAGCUUGGCAGGAAUUUUGCAACAAGAAGAGGUUGACUUUGCCUUGGCACCCACCUUUAAUCUCAGAGUCAGAAGGAAAUAUUUGAUUGAGGAUGUUUUGAAUCAGCUAAGUCAAGUUGAAAAUGAAGACUUGAGGAGGGAGUUAUGGGUUUCAUUUAGUGGAGAAAAUGGAUAUAACAAGGGUGGAGUGAGGGCAGAGUUCUUCUACUGUCUGUUUGAAGAGAUGGCCAAGCCAGAAUACGAGAUGUUCACAUAUCCUGAAGAGGCUUCCUGUAUGUGGUUUCCUAUCAGGCCUAAGUUUGAGGAGAAGAGAUACUUCUUUUUUGGGGUUCUAUGUGGACUUGCCCUCUUUAACUGCAAUGUUGUCAACAUCCCUUUUCCCCUGGCACUCUUUAAGAAGCUUUUGGGCCAAAUGCCAUCACUGGAAGACUUAAUAGAACUCAGUCCUAUUUUGGGGAAGAGUUUGCAAGCACUUCUGGAUGAUGAAGGUAGUGACUUUGGAGAAGUACUUUACAUCCACUUUAAUAUACACUGGGACAAAAGUGAUACAGAAUUAAUUCCUAAUGGAAAUUGUAUAGUUGUUGACCAGACUAACAAGAAAGACUAUGUUUCUAAGUGUGUUGAUUAUAUCUUCAACAUCUCUGUAAAGACGGUUUAUGAUGAAUUUGAAAGAGGAUUUUAUAAAGUGUGUAACAAGGAGAUUAUAGAAUUUUUUCAUCCUGAGGAGCUGAAACACGUGAUUAUUGGAAAUACGGAUUAUGACUGGGAAACCUUUGAAAAGAGUGCAAUUUAUGAACAAGGAUACCACAGUUCACAUCCCACUAUAGUUAUGUUUUGGGAGGCUUUACACAAAUUGACUCUAGAGGACAAGAAAAAGUUUCUCAUGUUUCUUACAGGAACUGACAGAUUGCAAAUGGGAGAUUUAAAGAAAAUGCAAAUAACCUUUUGCUGUCCUGAGAAUGUGAAUGAAAAAGAUCCAAUAAGAGCACAGACAUGCUUCAGUAUUCUCUACCUCCCUAAGUAUUCUACACCAGAAAGAGUGGAAGAAGCACUUCAGGUAGCCAUAAACAACAGCAGAGGAUUUGGCUAACCCAACAUCAUAGUCUUUAUUUUUGUUGAAAACAUUUUCAUAAAUAAAGUUAACAUGGCAGUCCUGUUCA